CUUUCACUUCCUGCCCGCUCCAGGCAGCGCCUGGCCCGUCCCCCGCGCCUCUCGGGGAGGCCGGCGCCGGGCGAGCUCCUCCCCAGGCAGCAGCGGGAGCGGCCACUCCCCGUGCACCGAGCCGAGCUCGGGUGGAGACUUGGCUCUUUUCAGCUUGUGCGCCGCGGUCCCCUUACAGCCAGGCCUCGCGCCCGAGCAGCCCUCGGCCCCCGUGACCUCCCUCGGCUGGGCCGGCCCGCGCCUCCGGGACCAUGCUGCGCUGGCUGCGGGGCGUCGUGCUGCCCGCGGCGGCCUGCCAGGACGCGGAGCCGCCGACGCGCUACGAGACCCUCUUCCGCAAGCUGGACCGCAACGAGGACGGCGUGGUGGACAUCUGCGAGCUGCAGGAGGGGCUCAAGAGCCUGGGCAUCCCCCUGGGCCAGGACGCCGAGGAGAAAAUUUUUACUACUGGUGAUGUCAACAGAGAUGGAAAGCUGGAUUUUGAAGAAUUUAUGAAGUACCUUAAAGACCAUGAGAAACAAAUGAAAUUGGCAUUUAAGAGUUUGGACAAAAAUAAUGAUGGAAAAAUUGAGGCUUCUGAAAUUGUCCAGUCUCUCCAGAUACUAGGUCUAACUAUUUCUAAACAACAAGCAGAGUUGAUUCUUCAAAGCAUCGAUGCUGAUGGGACGAUGACAGUGGACUGGAAUGAAUGGAGAGACUACUUCUUAUUUAACCCUGUUACAGACAUUGAGGAAAUUAUCCGUUUCUGGAAACAUUCUACUGGUAUUGACAUAGGAGAUAGUUUAACUAUUCCAGAUGAAUUCACGGAAGAUGAAAAGAAGUCGGGGCAGUGGUGGAGGCAGCUUUUGGCAGGAGGUGUUGCUGGUGCCAUCUCUCGAACAAGCACUGCCCCUUUGGAUCGUCUGAAAGUCAUGAUGCAGGUCCAUGGUUCAAAAUCAGAGAAAAUGAACAUAUAUGGUGGCUUUCGACAGAUGGUGAAAGAGGGAGGUAUCCGCUCACUUUGGAGAGGAAAUGGUGCAAAUGUCAUUAAAAUUGCUCCUGAGACAGCUGUUAAGUUCUGGGCAUAUGAACAGUACAAGAAGUUGCUUACUGAGGAAGGACAAAAAGUAGGAACCUUUGAGAGAUUCGUUUCUGGUUCCAUGGCUGGAGCAACUGCACAGACAUUUAUUUAUCCUAUGGAGGUUCUGAAAACCAGGCUGGCUGUAGGCAAAACUGGACAAUACUCUGGGAUGUUUGAUUGUGCCAAGAAGAUUUUGAAACAUGAAGGCAUGGGAGCUUUUUACAAAGGUUACAUUCCCAAUUUAUUAGGCAUUAUACCUUAUGCAGGUAUAGAUCUUGCUGUGUAUGAGCUCUUGAAGUCCCAUUGGCUAGAUAAUUUUGCCAAAGACUCUGUAAACCCUGGAGUCAUGGUGCUGCUGGGAUGUGGUGCCUUAUCCAGCACCUGUGGUCAGCUGGCCAGCUACCCCUUGGCUUUGGUGAGAACACGCAUGCAGGCUCAAGCCAUGGUAGAAGGAGCCCCACAGCUGAACAUGGUUGGGCUCUUUCGACGAAUCAUUUCUAAAGAAGGAAUACCAGGACUUUACAGAGGCAUCACCCCAAACUUUAUGAAGGUGCUCCCUGCUGUAGGCAUCAGUUAUGUGGUUUAUGAAAAUAUGAGACAAACUUUAGGAGUAACUCAGAAGUGACGUGCUGAAUUUUUUGCUUUAGCAUGAUUAUUGAAACUUUCAGCCAUCUCCAGAGUGACCUUUUCUCCUAGAACUGCAACAAGUCCAUGGCAAAAAGAAGCUGUAUUUUUUUUUUUCACAAAAGGGAAGAGCAUAUCAAUGGUAACUUCAAACAUUUGGACUCAAUUUUAUACAUUCAGAAAUGCUAAAAAUCAUUGUUUUGAUAAACUCAUACAGUUUUGAAAAGGCAAUAAAAUUAUAUUUUUUCUUAUUAGUCCUUUCUACAAAUCUCUGCCUGGAAUCCUAAAUCUGAAAAAAUGUACUUGCUUGAACUAAAUUUGCUUUGUGUGAAUUAUAAAUCUUUGAUCUUUAUUUUGGUUGGUUCAAGAUUAUGCCAAUUCUUUUAUACUUAAAUGUCUUUUUCUUAAAAACAAAAUGAUUGGAAAACCUAGAAACUUAAAUUGUUUAUAUAUUUUGAAUGUCUUUAUAAACUUCUUAAAAUUUCCUUGUAGAACCAUUCAUGGAGAAUCAUUGCAUGAAAACAUAAUCUUACAACAGCCAAAUAGGUAUAAGGUCUAUAUUCUUUUUUUAAGCUGAAUAAGAAUGAACAUAAGCAACAGAACUUCAAGACAUGUGAAUACCCUAGUCCACUUAUAUGAUUUUUGUGUAAGGAAGAGUGAUAAAAUAAUAUUUAUUUCAGUGAACACUUCUCCAUUUUUCUUGUACUGUUAUUUGGUUCCCAGGAUGACACACUGAUUGUCAGUAUAUUACUGUUAAAUUAUCAACACAAGUCAACUUACUUGAAAAAUUCUGUUUAUUGUCAUUGCUUUGAAAAGCACCAGGAAACAAAACCCUUUUACUUGUAUCAGUUUCUGAAGAGCAUCUCUCUUCUCUUUGUCCUUUGUUUCCAACUUGAAUCAGACUUCCAUUUUAAUCAGGAAGGCUUCUGGGGACCAUUCUUGGUUAUCUGAAAUUUUUUAAUUACAUGAAGUAGGUUGAUCAUGGGUAAAUGGCAUUCUCAUUUCCCCCUCACUUUUAAUUUAUUUGACCCUGCAAUUCUCAAUUUGGGCACCACAAAGCUAGGAGAAUAGUGUAUAUUAAUAGUAGUAUAUAUUAAUUUUAUAUAUUUGGUACUAUAAAUGAAAGGCCCAAUUUACAAACAUGUACAUUCAUAUUUUCUCUUGCCCCCAGCUUAGAAACACAUUAUGAUAUAGAAAAUUUGAUUUAUAAUAUUGAUAGCAUGUUUUUAUUUUACCGAAGCCAUUUUUUGUAAUCAACUAUCUUUUCUGAUUUGU
Messenger RNA from Mesoplodon densirostris (Blainville's beaked whale), 2959 nucleotides. It is a transcript of the gene SLC25A24, whose product is annotated as solute carrier family 25 member 24. Gene Ontology annotation, cellular component: mitochondrial inner membrane. Gene Ontology annotation, biological process: transmembrane transport. Bases 252 to 1685 code for a protein of 477 amino acids. The transcript is spliced from 10 exons. Gene Ontology annotation, molecular function: calcium ion binding; ATP transmembrane transporter activity. NCBI's taxonomy places the organism in Eukaryota, Metazoa, Chordata, Mammalia, Artiodactyla, Ziphiidae. The record is from RefSeq and is a predicted model, not a curated record.